AUGAAGACUCUGGUGGCUCUGCUGCUGCUCUGUCUGUGUGAUCCUGGACAGAGUGACUGCCAGACUGACUGCCUGUCCUGCAGCAACGUCCUGCCAAAACAGCUCAGUUUCAACACCAUGGUGUGUCUCAUUGAAUGUGAAGGCAGCAUCUCUCCAGCCUUCUCCUGGGACCUCUGUCGUAAGGUGCUGUCGUCUCCAGGGUCCUCCCUCAGUGGCACGCUGCGGAAAAGAUCUCAGGAGGAGGUGGAGGCCCUGUUUCCUGAGGAGGAGGAGCAGGUGGAGGGAGGUCUGGUUCUGCCCAUAGCAUUGCAAAGGUUCGAUCAGGUGACCAAAGCGCUCGGGGUGGAUGAGAGGGAUCUGGGCGGCAAAGACAGCCAGCUGAACGCUGCCUACAAUUCCCAGAAUGCCAUGUCCCUCGAGGAUGAGUAUGAAGAGGAAGAAGGGCAGGAAGAAGGGAAUGCUGACAUGGCAGCGAGAGGAAAGAGUGAUGUAGGGUUGAGCUUCUCCAAGAGAUUUGGUGGCUUCGUCAAAGGGAGGCACGCCUACAGAAAGCUGAUGACUCCGGGAAGAUCGUACCAGAAGAGAUAUGGUGGCUUCAUCGGCAUCCGGAAGUCGGCCCGCAAGUGGAACAACCAAAAACGUUUCAGCGAGUUUCUGAAGCAGUAUCUGGGCAUGAGCAGCCGGGCCACUGAGUUCAACAGUGUGUCAGAGGACCUCACCCGACAGAAUGAAAUUUAG
Limanda limanda (common dab) is the source of this 738-nucleotide messenger RNA. RefSeq names its product prepronociceptin a (gene pnoca). Gene Ontology annotation, cellular component: plasma membrane; dendrite; neuronal cell body. Gene Ontology annotation, molecular function: opioid receptor binding. NCBI's taxonomy places the organism in Eukaryota, Metazoa, Chordata, Actinopteri, Pleuronectiformes, Pleuronectidae. The coding region runs from base 1 to 738 and encodes 245 amino acids. The record is from RefSeq and is a predicted model, not a curated record. The transcript is spliced from 2 exons. Gene Ontology annotation, biological process: chemical synaptic transmission; sensory perception; neuropeptide signaling pathway.